Anopheles nili is the source of this 1467-nucleotide messenger RNA. RefSeq names its product cytochrome b5 (gene Cyt-b5). The record is from RefSeq and is a predicted model, not a curated record. Gene Ontology annotation, molecular function: heme binding. Gene Ontology annotation, cellular component: membrane; intracellular membrane-bounded organelle. Lineage: Eukaryota; Metazoa; Arthropoda; Insecta; Diptera; Culicidae. The transcript has 3 exons. Bases 61 to 447 code for a protein of 128 amino acids.
GGUACGAACGUGUAUUUGAUCGCUCUUCGAAAUCAACAUCACCUCUCUAAGUGCAAUACAAUGUCGGAAGUGAAAACGUACUCGCUGGCGGAGGUGAAAUCGCACAACACGAACAAAUCCACCUGGAUCGUCAUCCACAACGACAUCUACGAUGUGACGCAGUUUCUGAACGAGCAUCCUGGUGGUGAGGAGGUCCUUCUGGAACAGGCAGGCAAGGAAGCGACGGAAGCCUUUGAGGAUGUGGGCCAUAGCAGUGAUGCACGGGAGAUGAUGAAGAAGUUCAAAGUAGGAGAGCUGAUUGAGUCUGAAAGAAAGCAGGUCCCGGUAAAGAAGGAACCGGAUUGGAAAACGGAACAGCAGGAUGAUAAUCAACUGAAGCAGUGGAUAGUGCCACUGAUUUUGGGGCUGCUCGCGACCAUCCUCUACCGGUUCUACUUCACUCAGUAGGGAUCGUCUUUAUUUCCAAUUUACCUUAAGCUAAUAAGUGAGGCAGAGAACGAGCGAGAGUUGGUGGUGAACGUGCGGAACGAACGAAUGGGAACAAAACAAAGCGAAAGUUCGUCCUGCUUCUGUAUGGGGAAACAGCGGUGCAUCUGCCAAGAAAAGGAUUGUUCAUUCCAGGCAAUACUGUGCCCGUUCUCGACGCUGGUGCGGUCUGGGAGGGCAAUAUCUACUAACACGCUCUUAUGAUACCUAAUGCAACGUAGAGCACGGAACGUCGAUACAAUCUGCAGCAAUUCUGCCUUCGGAAGAUCGCAACGGAGGACAAAGCAUCCAUCCAGGCCAAGCAUAUUUAGAAGAGGUAGUUCGUUUUUUUAGUGAAAAUCAAUCUAUCAACACUUCGAGCCAAUACUAACGAUCGGGUGGACUUUACAUCGGGAUUCUGAGACAUUGUUUGAGAGCCUUUAUGCGAAAAAAAACCCCAUUGUGGUCAGAAAUUCUGACCAAUAGUUCAAUCGACACCGCGCUAACCGAACGGUAAGGUGGAUGGCGUACCUCUUUCAUUUUUCUACGAAAAGUAGGAUACCAAAGUUUCAUAGACUGCCUUACAUACAUACCUAGAGGGAGUGGCCCGGCGCAGUCAGGGUUUGGGAUAGGGAACUAUCCCGCCGUUAGGGCAUAUCGAACAAACACUAACCAGCCGCUAUCAGCGUCCGUUUCUUAUUAAAUCGGGUUGUCGCAACCAACGCCGCACCGCGAAAAUUCAUCAAACAUGUUCUCCAGCUAGUUGAACGUUAGUAACUUGAUAUACUUUAUAUACGACUUUUUUUUAUUGUUAAACCAUUCUAUCGGGGUGUAAUGUGCUAUCCUUCCAUUGAUCACGCGGUUCAUUCGCAUGCAUUUGUUUGUUUUUUUUUUACUGUAUCAAAUCUACAAUGGGGAAGGUUUAAUUCUGCGUCUUUACUGCAACAUGGAUGCCUGUUUGUUUUUUAAAUAUUAAUUUUGUUUCCCAUGUGUCUACCAAAA